Molecule: messenger RNA, 2076 nt
Organism: Pediculus humanus corporis (human body louse)
Lineage: Eukaryota; Metazoa; Arthropoda; Insecta; Psocodea; Pediculidae
Product: spliceosome associated protein, putative
Exons: 11
Coding region: 1-2076 (691 amino acids)
Biological process (GO): positive regulation of mRNA splicing, via spliceosome
Cellular component (GO): nucleolus; U12-type spliceosomal complex
Molecular function (GO): GTP binding; RNA binding; GTPase activity
Source: RefSeq, a predicted model, not a curated record
AUGGCGGCAGGACCGAUAGCCGAACGAAAUCAAGAUGCAACUAUAUACGUUGGAGGUUUGGAUGACAAGGUGACAGAACCACUUAUGUGGGAAUUAUUUGUUCAAUCUGGACCAGUAGUAAAUGUUCAUAUGCCAAAGGAUAGGGUUACACAAAUGCACCAGGGUUAUGGCUUUGUCGAAUUUAUGGGUGAAGAAGAUGCAGAUUAUGCUAUUAAAAUUAUGAAUAUGAUCAAAUUAUAUGGAAAGCCAAUCAGAGUAAACAAGGCAUCAGCUCAUCAAAAAAAUUUAGAUGUAGGAGCCAAUAUAUUUAUAGGAAAUUUAGAUCCAGAAGUUGAUGAGAAACUUCUUUUUGAUACAUUUUCAGCAUUUGGAGUAAUAUUACAAACUCCCAAAAUUAUGAGAGAUCCAGAUUCGGGCAAUUCCAAGGGCUUUGCUUUUAUUAAUUUUGCUAGUUUCGAUGCUAGUGAUGCUAGUAUAGAAGCCAUGAAUGGACAAUACUUAUGUAAUAGACCUAUUUCAGUUAGUUAUGCCUUCAAAAAAGACUCGAGAGGUGAAAGACAUGGAUCAGCUGCAGAGAGAUUACUUGCUGCACAAAAUCCUCUCUCACAAGCAGAUAGACCUCAUCAAUUAUUUGCAGAUGCUCCACCUCCUGCACCUUUGCCUCCCCCUACUCCAAUGAUGAUGGUACCACCACCUCCCAAUCCUCCUCCUCCUCCUCCUGUUCCUCCACCAAUGGGUCUUCCUCCCCCUCCGCCUUUGCCUGGUAUGAACCCUCCCUUACCUCCAACUAUUCCUCCACCUGGAAUGGAAAAUUAUAUGACUGGUGGGCCACCAGGACCUAUGAUGCCACCACCUCCUGGAGGAAUGCCACCUCCGCCGCGAAUGAUGCCUCCUGGUUCUAUACCUCCCUGGCAGCAACAAAAUUACACUACAGCUCAGGGUACUUAUCCAACAAAUUACAAUCAAACAUAUGGUCCUCCUCCUACUCAAGGGGCUACUGCAGCUAAUACCUACAUGCCUCCACAUCCUCCCAGUUUUCCAGCUGGAACAUAUGGAGGUCCACCAAUGAAUAUAUGUACCAUUAAUUUUUUUAACAAUACAAUACAAUGUGUGCCUGAAAAGGUUUGUUGUUCCGGAGAUAAUCGUAAGCCCAUAUGGGCAUCUUGGUACGCUUGUUCUUGCAAGAAAAAAAAUCAAAAUAUCAUAAGGAUUCGUAAUUCUAUACACAGUUCUGAUGAACUUAACGUUAUAGCAACAAUAACCGGACCUGAAGGUAUCAUACAACCUGAUUUUAAAAAUUUUACUAAUCGUGUCAAUUCUCAACCGUCAAUUAUUCAAGACAAUAGCAUUCAAAAAGAUUUGCACAAAGCAAUUGCAAAUCCUUUAUCACCCCCAUAUCCUCCUGUAAAACCAGUGACAAUAAUAAAAGGCCCAGCACCGUCAGAAGGAUACCGCCAAACAGAAUCGUACACAGACAUAAUCAUCACAAACCCUAAAAUGGGUUUAUUUGAUAAAUUGUCCACUUACCUCAAGUCAAGAAAGCAAAUAGAGGCCAAUAUUGUAGUUGUGGGACUUAAUAACAGUGGUAAAACUUCAAUAGUUAAUAAUUUUAAACCGGAAGAUGUUAGAUACCCGGAUACGGUACCCACGGUCGGAUUUACCGUUGAUAAAUUUCGUAAUAAUAACGUUGGAUUUACUGCCUUUGAUAUGAGUGGCCAAGAAAGAUACAGGGAUCUUUGGGAACACUAUUACAAAGACUGCGAUGGAAUUAUAUUUGUUAUAGAUUCAAACGAUGCAUUAAGAUUGGUAGUCGUUAAAGAAGAAUUAGAUCUUUUGUUACAACAUCCAGAUAUUGCAAAUAAAAAAAUACCCAUUUUGUUUUUUGCUAAUAAAAUGGAUUUAAGAGAUAGUUUAUCUACUGUUAAAAUAGCAUCCGCUUUAAAUUUAGACAGAAUCAUGGACAAGCCUUGGCAUAUAUGUUCCAGCAAUGCAAUAACUGGAGAAGGUCUUCAAGAAGGAGUUGAAUGGUUCACACAACAGAUAAGAGACAAAAUUCAGUCUAAGCAAAAAACAUAA